CGCCGUUUUCUUCGUUUUUGCUUGUGUUUACUUCGUGGCAUCAUAAUCUAGCUGAAAAACUGUUUUAAAAAAUCCAUCAAAACCACAAAACACUGAACAACAUCAUGCGAAAAGAGAAAUGGUCUGUUGUGUCAAACACGAUUUCCUGCUCGGCGUGUACUAAACUCAGAUCUCUGAAGUGCAGGCCGCCGAAGUUUAUUCAUCUUCGCUGCUAUGACAGUUCAUGCAACGCGGCCUGGACGCAGAAGUCAAGAAGCAGCUGGAGGAGGAAGAAAAGAGGAUAAUCAGCGAUGAACACUGGUACCUCGAUUUGCCAGAGCUCAAGGCCAAGGAGAAUUUCAUCAUAGAAGAAAGAAGUUUUGUGCCCUGUGAAGAGCUGAUAUAUGGCAGAAUGUCAUUCGGAGGCUUCAAUCCAGAAGUUGAGAAACUCAUGGCAGCGAUGAAGUCCCGAAGCACAACAGAGGAGGAUGAAGAAGCUGACAAAAUGGAGGCUGACGUCUCCGACGAGGAGAUGGCUCGGAGAUAUGAGACGUUGGUGGGGAGCAUAAAAAGAAAAUUCACUAAAAAGAGAGACCGAUCAACGAUGCCAGAAGACAGAACCAAAAACAUCAGCGAGCCCAGAGCCAAGAAGACUUUCCUAAAACCCCAAGACUAAGGCUUUUCCUUUUCAUUUUUUAUUUAGAUAUUCACAAGCAGAAUUGCUAAGAUCUGUUUGUAAAAGUCAGUUUCUGUGCAGUACUGAUCAAAGGAAGCAGGCGAGAGCCUUGUUUUUUUUAUAGUGGCGUAGAGUUUAAUCUGAAUCGAGUAUUUGAGUUAUGAUUGAGCACUGUUGUUGCAGCAACAGAUGGGGGUGCUUGUUUGCUGUUUUUAAAAAUGGAUGUUAUACAUCCUACUUGUCAAAAUAUAGAACCCAUGAGUCAUUAAUGUUUGUACAACACUUGUAAGUUCUUGCAUCAUAUAAAGACCUUUUAUAAAGGUCUUUAGGACCGUCAUCUUCAGUACGUUCUUGAAUAAUUUGCUCACAUGGCUGUCUGUGAUUAACCAGUUCCUUGUGUAUUUUAAUAUGAAAGUUUCUGACAGUUUUCCAGUCUGUUUUUUUUUCCUUUGUGACUUUGCCUUUUAGGACUUUCAACAUUUGAACACAGUUCUCUGUGCGUUUGUUACUCAUUAAAGGAAAAUGGAAUUGGAAUAUGAACUUCAGACAAAAUCUUUUCUUUUAAAGCAGCAUUUUUAGUAAAAGAACUUUACAAAAGCC
Lepisosteus oculatus (spotted gar) is the source of this 1255-nucleotide messenger RNA. It is a transcript of the gene mphosph6, whose product is annotated as M-phase phosphoprotein 6. Gene Ontology annotation, biological process: maturation of 5.8S rRNA. The record is from RefSeq and is a predicted model, not a curated record. NCBI's taxonomy places the organism in Eukaryota, Metazoa, Chordata, Actinopteri, Semionotiformes, Lepisosteidae.